Protopterus annectens (West African lungfish) is the source of this 1452-nucleotide messenger RNA. RefSeq names its product RAS like family 11 member A (gene RASL11A). The coding region runs from base 248 to 973 and encodes 241 amino acids. Gene Ontology annotation, molecular function: GTPase activity; GTP binding. The record is from RefSeq and is a predicted model, not a curated record. NCBI's taxonomy places the organism in Eukaryota, Metazoa, Chordata, Ceratodontiformes, Protopteridae. The transcript has 4 exons.
CCUACUGAGACUGCUGGCUGACAAGUGAGUGUCUGGAUAAUCGCUUUGGCUAUAUGUGGGCUUUGCGGUACCCUACCAUUGUGCUGGAUACUUUUGGUGGCAGUCUUGCUGGUGGUCACUAGUCUCAUUACUUUAACAGCCUUGGCUGGAACCAAGAUCGUGCAGCUAACGGCGUUGGGGUUCAAAGCCAGUGAUUUAUUCCCGAUCUCUUUAUACAGUUGGGGAGACGGUGUUGUCCUAAUUUCUCAUGCGUCUACCAACCAUGUCCGGGAACUUUCUUUUAGCACCCAUUCCUGAAGCAGUGGACAGCUGUCUGCAGCAUAAAAAUCUAAAGAUAGCCGUUUUGGGAGCAAGCGGCGUAGGAAAAACUGCUAUGAUAGUGAGAUUUCUUACCAAGCGAUUUAUUGGAGACUAUGAAUCCAAUACAGGCAAUGUGUAUUCCAGACUGGUGGAUGUGGAAGGAGAGCAGCUUUCUUUGCAUAUACAGGAUACACCCUGCAUUGAGGCUCAAGGAGAUUGUGCUGCACUUUCUGAUCUGGUAUCACGAUGUAUUCUAUGGGCAGAGGGCUUUAUUUUAGUCUAUUCUGUUACCGAUUAUAGCAGUUAUGAAUCAGUUCGACCACUCUUCCAGCACCUUCGCAAGGUUCAUCAAAAUGCCAAGGUUCCGGUUGUAAUAGUAGGCAACAAAGGAGACCUGCUUCAUGCAAGACAGGUCCAGGUUGACAAAGGGAUUGAGCUGGCAAACGAAUUUGGGGCUCAUUUUGUGGAAAUCUCCACAAGUGAGAGCUGUGAAGAAGUUUAUGAUGUGUUCCAGAAUCUUUGCAGAGAUGUUAUCAAGUCUCAUCUUCUCUGCUGUGGGGAAAAGAGACGAGGCUCUAUAAUUCCACGACCCCGUUCACCGAAUAUGCAGGACCUUAAAAGAAGGUUUAAACAGGCACUCUCGUCCAAAGUGAAAGCUUCUUCAACAUUAUGAUAGUCUAAGACUUCCUUCUGAGGGUAUAUUUUGUUGUGUCGAGGAUCAUUGACUGCUCUUGCUGCUACAACCAACUGUGCACUUAGUGGGUCUUGUAGGCCUCAUCUUGGUUUAAAGUGUUGUAUAAAUAUUUUUAUACUGCUGCAGAUUGUUUAUUUUUGUAUAAAUAUUACCAUUACUUUUGUUUACAGUAUUACAGUUUAUUUUUAUUGUCACAUACUUUAAAACUAAAUGCCCUGGAGGCAGAAUGCUGGCAAUUCAGAUAUAUGUUUUGGAAAAAUGGACAGUUGCAUGGAAAAUAUGCAAAUUUAAGAAAACACAGCUGACUUAAGACUGUGUAUUUAUGGGAUAUACAAAUAAAAACCUUGCUGUUCAGUUGUUUUUCUUUUAUAAUAUCAGCACAUUUCGAAACUGAGAAGUAAUUAAUCUGCUGUUAAGGUGUCCAUUUUUUGUAAAUAAACCUUGUAUUUGAUAUGGAA